AUGGAAUUUGACAGUGACUCUGAGUGCGAGAUGGAGAAGUCCACUAAACCAGCCGAGAAAAGGCGAAGAUUCGACCAGCCGCCAGCGCGUCGCCCAGCUGUGACGAGGCCGACCUCUGAUAAGCGAGUGGCGCCUGCAGCCAUUGCGCCUGUUGACGCAACUGAAGAUUUUAACCCGAACGUCCCGAGCCAUGUACGGAGUGCUUUGGGCGUUAAUGCCACUCAAGCGCUUAUGAAGUGUUUGAUGGACAGUCGCAUGGACUACGAGGACUUUAGAAAGUUCUAUGGUGAACUGGCUGCAAAAAAUGUGAACCUGACAAUGUCGAUACUCGAGCAGCUCCUGGGCAACGCCUGGGCAUGGCCGGUCAUCAAGGCAAUUGCGCCCGGCACCACAAAGUAUGACGCUGUCUCGCAUGGAAGCAAGAAGCAGGAGUCGCAGACGGCAUCGACCACCAAAGCGGUGCCUAAGAAAACGAAAAGCGACCAAAACAACAUGCCAAACUUUGUGCCUGGAAAAUGGGCACCAGUUUGGGAGCCGUUGAGCAAGGAGGCGUCAUUCUUGAACACCGGCUACAGCCUUGGGAUGGCAAGCGCGAGCCUCAAAUAUGGUCUCAUCAAGGACAUCCCCAAGAUGAAGGAGACACCAGAGGAUUUUACAGUCGACGCCCUAACGCUGAUUACUUCCUGGUUUGCAAAGCUCCUUGGCUUAAAAAUGGAGCGGGAGGAGGCACAUGAGGAGCUGAAGGGCGAGAGUGAUGAGGUGCAGAAAGCGGUGUGGGAUGCCCUGUGGUUCCACAUGGCCCAUGCCAUCAAGAACAACCAGCGGGAUAUGAAGCUGAAGAGCAAGGGCAUCCUGCCGUUUGUCCCAAUUGUGGCACGGCCCAAUUGUGGCACGGCGUGGGCUGGUGGCACCUACAAGGCUGGUGCUGCCUACAAUGAUGGUGGUGCCUACAAGGCUGGUGGUGCUUACAAGGCUGGUGGCGCCUACAAGGCUGGUGGCACCCACAGUGAUGGUGGCGCCUACAGGGCUGGUGGGGCCUACAAGGCUGGUGGCACUUACAGGGCUGGUGGUGUGUACAGGGCUGGUGGCACGUACAAGGCCGGUGGUGCCGCCAGGGAUGGUGGCGCCUACAGUGAUGGUGGCGCCAACAGGGCUGUUGGCACCAACAGGGAUGGUGCUUACAGGGGUGGUGGCACUUCUGGUGGCCAGUGUGAUAUGGGCUGCUGGGAUGAUGGCAUGUACAGGGGUGGUGUCAGGCAGGGUGGUGGUGAUGUCCACACUCAUGAGAAGGGCCAGAUUGACAGCAGCAGGGUCCGUGGGGAGGGGCCCAUGGAGGACCGUGGCACACACAGGGGUGGUAAUACCAGUGAUGGCCAGAAUGGUGAGGCAGGUAUCAUGUGGAAGGAGGAGAACACAGGCAGGCGCAGGAUUACUAAGGAAGAAAUGGAUGCUGGAGAAGUGAUGCCAGGCCCCAUCCAGCAAGCUGUGGUCAUCAUGCCGUUUCCCCACACCUUUGAUGUGCAGACUCAGCGGAAGCUAAAAGCAGUAAGGCUAGCAAGGCGCUGAUGGAGGAGCUCCACGGGCUUGGAGUGUUAGCAGCACAAUAGAGGAGCAGUCACGAGUACCAGUUAGUGUUGGGAUGGAUAUGGUGUGGGUUAUCAGGAAGCAUGUCUUAAGGUGGAAGUGUUGAGAGAUGAACUUGGUCUGGACCUGUUUGGAGGCAAUGGUGGUACGUAGCAGGACUGGGGCAUUGCCCUAUGUAACAGCAGGAGGAUGUCAACCUGUCCAAAUGAUGGGAUACUGCUCUUCACUAGCCCAAAGCUACAGCAGAGCUGGGUGAUGUGGUGGAUGCAUCCACUCUUAUGGCGGCCUGGCCAGCAGCUUGCUUGGGUGUGUGGUCACGGGCGAGCAGGAAGCCCAGAGGCUUGGGGGUGCAGAAAUGGCUAGUCCAGCAGGCUGGGGGCCAGCAGGCGAGUGGGUGGUGGCUUUGUGGAGACCAGGAGAGUUGCCUCCCCACUUUCAUAUCAACGGCACCAAGAAACCGUUGUAUUUAUGGAACAAAGCUGUAAAGUUACUGAA
Messenger RNA from Volvox carteri f. nagariensis, 2079 nucleotides. RefSeq lists its product as uncharacterized. Bases 1 to 1566 code for a protein of 521 amino acids. Lineage: Eukaryota; Viridiplantae; Chlorophyta; Chlorophyceae; Chlamydomonadales; Volvocaceae. The transcript has 7 exons. The record is from RefSeq and is a predicted model, not a curated record.